AUGGUAGUGAGACAAUACCAACAAGAACUUGAGUAUUUGGAAAAAAUCUCUCCAUAUUCCUGGAAAAUAAAAAAAGGUUUUCAACCUAAUAUGAAUGUGGAAGGAAUAUUUUAUGUGAACCAAACUUUAGAAAAGUUGAUGUUGGAUGAGCUUAGAAACGCUUGUCGUCCCGGGAUGGUCGGUGGCUUUCUACCUGGAGUGAAACAAAUAGCCAAUGUAGCUGCUCUGCCAGGAAUUGUGGGUAGGUCAGUUGGCCUUCCAGAUGUUCAUUCUGGAUAUGGUUUUGCCAUUGGUAACAUGGCAGCUUUCGACAUGGAUAACCCUGACUCAAUAGUGUCCCCAGGGGGAGUAGGGUUUGAUAUCAAUUGUGGAGUUAGAUUAUUACGCACAAAUCUCUUUGAACAAGAUGUCAUGCCUGUCAAGGAACAGCUAGCUCAGAGCCUUUUCGAUCAUAUUCCUGUUGGUGUUGGUUCCAAAGGAAUCAUUCCUAUGAACGCUAGGGAUCUAGAAGAGGCAUUAGAAAUGGGUAUGGACUGGUCACUGCGAGAAGGUUAUAUAUGGGCAGAAGAUAAAGAACAUUGUGAAGAAUAUGGUAGAAUGUUGAAUGCUGAUCCAUCUAAAGUCAGCGUGAGAGCUAAAAAAAGAGGAUUGCCUCAGCUGGGAACUUUAGGGGCUGGAAACCACUAUGCUGAAAUUCAAGUAGUUGAUGAAAUAUAUGACAAAUGGGCUGCUUCUAAAAUGGGCAUUGAAGAGAAAGGCCAGGUCUGUGUUAUGAUUCAUUCUGGUAGUAGAGGAUUUGGUCACCAGGUUGCUACCGAUGCACUCGUUCAGAUGGAAAAAGCAAUGAAGAGAGACAAUAUUGAAACGAAUGAUAGGCAGUUGGCUUGUGCGAGAAUAACCAGCCAAGAAGGACAAGAUUAUUUGAAAUCUAUGGCGGCGGCUGCAAAUUUUGCAUGGGUCAAUAGAAGUUCAAUGACAUUCCUUAGCAGACAGGCCUUUGCGAAAAAAUUUGGUUUGGCUCCAGACGAUCUAGACAUGCAUGUGAUUUAUGACGUGUCUCAUAACAUAGCCAAAGUAGAAGAGCAUAUUGUGGAUGGGAAACCUAAAACCCUCUUGGUUCACAGAAAGGGUUCUACAAGAGCAUUUCCUCCACACCAUCCACUUAUACCAGUUGACUAUCAGCUAACGGGACAACCUGUGCUCAUUGGAGGAACUAUGGGUACGUGCAGUUAUGUAUUGACAGGUACAGAACAAGGAAUGUUGGAAACAUUUGGAUCUACUUGUCACGGAGCUGGCCGGGCAUUAUCAAGAGCGAAAUCUAGGAGAAACUUAGACUAUACCAGUGUCCUGAGGAAAAUGGAGUAUAUGGGAAUCUCAAUCCGAGUUGCAUCACCCAAAUUAGUCAUGGAGGAGGCUCCCGAGUCGUAUAAAAAUGUUACUGAUGUAGUAAAUACCUGUCAUGCAGCUGGAAUUUCAAAAAAGUGUAUCAAACUGCGACCAAUUGCUGUGAUCAAGGGCUAACUUUUCGUGUUUUCAAAAUUUUUCAUUUGGCAUUUAUCGAUUUAUUUCAUUAAUGACGAACAUUCUGUACGAAUAAUUCAUCAAAAAUAAUAACUUGGUCGGAAAUGUUAAAGACUCCUUCACACAAAAAACUAUUUGAAAUCCCAACUGAGUGAUGUUUAUACUGUCAGUACAGUUGUAUAAUGACAGUAAACUUCAAUGAUGGCCAGAACCAAUGAAAUUUUCAUCAGCUGGCUUCAACGAGGAAAAAUAAACUUAUUUACUGUUACAUGUAUCAGUACAUUUUUAAAUAAACUAAUGACUAUCAA
Leptinotarsa decemlineata (Colorado potato beetle) is the source of this 1829-nucleotide messenger RNA. It is a transcript of the gene RtcB, whose product is annotated as RtcB RNA ligase. Gene Ontology annotation, molecular function: RNA ligase (GTP) activity; RNA ligase (ATP) activity. NCBI's taxonomy places the organism in Eukaryota, Metazoa, Arthropoda, Insecta, Coleoptera, Chrysomelidae. Gene Ontology annotation, cellular component: nucleus; tRNA-splicing ligase complex. Gene Ontology annotation, biological process: tRNA splicing, via endonucleolytic cleavage and ligation. The record is from RefSeq and is a predicted model, not a curated record.